Molecule: messenger RNA, 2220 nt
Organism: Chanos chanos (milkfish)
Lineage: Eukaryota; Metazoa; Chordata; Actinopteri; Gonorynchiformes; Chanidae
Gene: cenpi
Product: centromere protein I
Exons: 21
Coding region: 25-2220 (731 amino acids)
Biological process (GO): CENP-A containing chromatin assembly; mitotic sister chromatid segregation
Cellular component (GO): inner kinetochore; kinetochore
Source: RefSeq, a predicted model, not a curated record
GUACUAUGUGCGCACAAGUCCAUAAUGUCAGAAACAUCCCAGUUGUCGGGGUUAGAUGCAGAUGCGUCCAGGCAGUCAGAUUCAUCUGACCCUGGACUGUGCAACCGAAGUUUAAGAGAAAACGUGAGAAAGAAAGUCGACGCGGAGACUCAGUUUCGGCUUUCGCUGAAGUAUCUCUCUGAAGUUGAGGCGGGAACUGUAGUGAAGGGCAAUGAUCAGCUGGAGAGGAACUUGGUUGUGGUGGAGUCUGUUGCUCUCAGUCGUGGUCUUUCUCCAGAGGCCAUCUCCAUCCUUCUUGACUUUGCGCUUAGUCUCAGAGUUGGUGGUAAUAUUUGUUUACGGGUGCUGAAGUUUCUGAUACCUGCUACCAUAGUAACACAGGAUGCUGUGGUUCGAGGAGUGUCAUGGUUAUGUGUGGGGAAAAUGCCCAUGAGUGCUCAGGUUCUGUUUGUACGCUGGGUGCUGACAGUGUUUGAUUUGGUCGACUGUAAAGAUCAACUAAGGGAUAUCUAUGGCUUCAUCUUCAGCUUUGUGACUGAUGAAAAUCUGUGUCCAUAUAUCUGCCAUUUGUUGUAUCUUCUGACCAUGAAGGAGCAUGUCAAACCCUACAGAGUCAAAAAGCUUCUGGAUGUUCAGGCAAAAAUGGGCAGACAGCCUUUCCUAAGUCAGCUCCUGGCCCUCUAUAAAGUCUUCUGCCCAGAGUUGGUGGUUGUGUCUCUGCCCUCGAGAAUGAAGAUUGGCUUUAAAAACCACAACUCCCCGUGGAAGUCGGCUCUGGCUGCAGUACAGAGGAAGAACAGAGGAGAAGUGCUGACUGAUCAGAGCCUUGUUCUGGCUGUGAAAGAGAAACCGACCUCCAGAAAAAGAAAGCUACAUCACCUUGAGAUCCCACCCCUGAGUUCAGCCUUCCACAGCAGCUCGUCCAAUAGGAAAGUCUUCCGCCUGGAACAGCUGAGCUCCUUCUCCCAGCUCCUAGAGAACCUCCACAACAUAGAGUUGCCAGCCCAGAUGGGUUCUUUGUUGAGUUCCUCCCUGGCUCUGCAUUACCUUGACUGUGUGCAGGACGAGUCUGCUUCCCUGCGCCUCAACUUCUGGCUGGGAGAUUCACUGCACCAGGAGUUUCUGUUCGGGCCGGCAGACGGCAGCUCCGAGGCCUCAGGAGAAGCCUCACAUUUUCUUAGUAUGCUCCUCUCUACACAACACUUCCUACAGGAGGGUUUCUCUAGCACAGAGAGUUUCCUGUAUAAGUUCCUGAGUGUGUGGGACGGAUCUCUGUUCAGGCCUCAGAUCCUGGGUCUACUCAGCGACAUCCCCCUGGUGCCCAGCUCCUGCAUAAAGACUCUGCUGUUUGAGCCCCUGAUGCAACUGUACUUUACUUCCACCGUUUUUUUUAAGUGCAGUGUCAUUGAGUGUCUGAACAUUAUGCUGGUGAAGUGGCUGACCUGGCAUUCAGUCAGUGCGUCAGAGGACAGUCUGGACAUCAGCCUAAACAGCACCAGUGCAAUGAGUAUGACCUUGUCUGGGUUUAUGGACUCAGUGAUGGAGCUGGUGCGUUUUGUUGGACGUCUAGCCACUGUAGGCCUGCAGCUAGAGAACUGCCACGCCUUGCUCCUCUGUCACGCACUAAACUUUUAUGAGACAGUGUGUGACAUGUUUCUGAAGUACAGCUUACCUCUGUUUGUGAUGCCUCCUGUUGGGGUUUUCUACCCUGCCCUGUUUGCUGUAGAUUCAGUCACUGUAGACCAGCUAGGCUACAUCAUGGCCAGGUACCGGAAAAACCUGACCUUGGCGAAAAAACAAGAGCAACAGAAACAGCAGACAUUUCAUGUAAGAGGAAACACAUACAAAGAGUUCAACCAGCUACUGGUCACCAUGGUUAGCUGCCUGUGGAACUCGAAGAUGUUCCUUCCCGGAAUGGGAAUGGAAAUCGGCGAGGAUCUGCUGGCCCAGAGCAGCGUGCCAGAGUUCUGGAACAGUUUUGACCUAAUCCACCACCCGGCUUUCCUCAGCUACGCCAUCGAGUUCCACCAGAAGUGCUGGCCAGAGAGGAGGGAUGUGGACCUGAACUCAAUAAAGGUUGGAAAGUACAGAAAUUGGUAUAUGGAGUUCCUCCUCAACCAAGGCUUUGAUGGCCUCAAGGAGUUUGUCCAGGUUAACAUCAACCAGCGUUCCAUCUCCUCUGGUAGCCAAGGUGACGGACAGCCAGUGAGCCAGACCUGA